AUCGUCGUGGAGAGAGAUGAUAUGGGAUGUGUUGGAAUCAAGUUGAGGCAACUCGCUGGAUCAUGAAAUCAAAAAUCAAUUCUGCCACCCGGCCCGACUUUUUCCGGCUCACCGCGCUCAACUAGCGAGCCCCUUUUCUAAACGACUUUGUUUAUUUUCUUUCGCGACACUGUUAUUCAUCGCUCUAGUAAUGUUUUUCUUACUUGUGACAGUACUUUCCGGGGCAAAAUAAAACUUGUUUUAAUCCUCGAGACAAGGCAUAACAAUGACGUAAAAUAUACGGUCAUGUCGUGCUGUCAGCUGGCCCCGGCCCGAGUGUCAGAAGUGGGGUUGGAAAAGUCGGGUUAUAAUUUUGCACCGAGGGAUCGCCACUUUUUCUUCUUUAAUAAUUGGACUUCAAAACAACGUAUAUAUUUCCCAUCCGUGACCCGUCCUCCCCGCCGUUGACUCAAAAGACCUCACCAAUCAAGAUGGCUCGUCGGAAUAACAGUGUUGGAGACUAUGAGUCUGCUGGCAUCGAGCCAACGCCAAGCGUAUUGAAGACAGUAUGGAGGUCCAAUCGAGGUGCAAUUUAUGUUGUUCUGGCUCAGGUGUUUGGUUCUUCGAUGGAUGCUACGGUUCGGUUCCUUCAGCAAGGAGGAAAUAGGAUGCAUCCUUUCCAGAUUAUAGUCGCUCGUAUGGGCAUCACUUGUGUACUGAGCAGUUUGUACAUGUGGUGGACAAAGGUGCCGGAUUUCCCAUUUGGAGAUCCGAAGGUCCGGAUAUGGCUGGUCCUACGUGCUUUUUUCGGGUUUGGUGGGCUCUUCUGUUUAUACUACUCCGUUCAUUACCUUCCACUCGCCGAAUCAACAGUGUUCAGAUUCUUGGUCCCCAUCGUCACAGCCUGGGCAUGCUCCGUAUUCCUUGGCUCGACCUUCUUCAGAAAAGAUCUCAUCGCUGGACUCGUAGCCAUGAUUGGAGUGAUUUUCAUCGCUCACCCAGAAAGUAUAUUCGGGAAGGUGGACGAUGUCAUCAAAGCCAGCAAAACCGGGACAGUUGACGAUGUGACUCCUACUCAGCGCCUCAUUGCCAUUGCCGCGUCGCUACUUGGUGUCAUUGGCGCUUCAGGCGCAUACACCAUGAUUCGCGUCGUCGGAGAUCGAGCUCAUACACUGAUGUCAGUCAACUAUUUUGCUUUCCUAGGAACCGCCAUUUCAGCUAUUGCGCUGCUCGUGGUUCCAGGGAUCGGGUUCACUAUGCCACAUGGUGCUCGCGAGUGGAUUCUCCUCACGCUUCUGGGUGUUUUUGGUUUCAUUCUGCAAUUUCUCUUGACGGCUGGGUUACAGUUGGACAGAAGCAGUAAGGCCACCAGUAUGCUAUAUACCCAAGUACUGUUUGCGCUGUGCUUCGAUUGGGCUAUUUGGGGAGUAAUUCCUGGCGGUUUGAGUAUUCUUGGUGGAUCGAUUGUUAUUGGUAGUACCUUGUGGUCUGCUCUGCACAAACCUCAAGCUGCAUCUGAUGAGAAUGCGAAGACGGCGAUAAUUGAUGAGGAGAGUGCAUUGCUAGGGGCCGAAACACAGGGCGUGGAUCGAAGGAGAGAGAGUUUCAGUGCGUAGGAAAACGGUUGUACGAGCAAUAUAGCAAGAAAUGUAAACAGAAGUUCCUGCUGCAAGUCAUGAUUUUAGUCCGAAUCUACAUUUCCAC
This is a messenger RNA of Cadophora gregata, 1683 nucleotides long. RefSeq lists its product as uncharacterized. Gene Ontology annotation, cellular component: membrane. The coding region runs from base 471 to 1595 and encodes 374 amino acids. NCBI's taxonomy places the organism in Eukaryota, Fungi, Ascomycota, Leotiomycetes, Helotiales, Ploettnerulaceae. The record is from RefSeq and is a predicted model, not a curated record. The transcript is spliced from 3 exons.